Cynocephalus volans (Philippine flying lemur) is the source of this 1032-nucleotide messenger RNA. It is a transcript of the gene CDKL4, whose product is annotated as cyclin dependent kinase like 4. Lineage: Eukaryota; Metazoa; Chordata; Mammalia; Dermoptera; Cynocephalidae. The coding region runs from base 1 to 1032 and encodes 343 amino acids. Gene Ontology annotation, biological process: protein phosphorylation. Gene Ontology annotation, molecular function: ATP binding; protein serine/threonine kinase activity. The record is from RefSeq and is a predicted model, not a curated record. The transcript is spliced from 9 exons. Gene Ontology annotation, cellular component: nucleus.
AUGGAAAAGUAUGAAAAAUUAGCUAAGAUUGGAGAAGGGUCUUAUGGAGUUGUAUUCAAAUGCAGAAACAAAACCUCUGGACAAAUAGUAGCUAUUAAAAAAUUUGUGGAAUCUGAAGAUGAUCCUGUUGUCAAGAGAAUAGCACUAAGAGAAAUACGUAUGUUGAAGCAAUUAAAACACCCAAACCUUGUGAACCUCAUUGAGGUGUUCAAGAGGAAAAGGAAAAUGCAUUUAGUUUUUGAAUACUGUGAUCAUACACUUUUAAAUGAACUGGAAAGAAACCCAAAUGGCAUUACUGAUGGAGUGAUCAAAAGUGUAUUAUGGCAAACACUACAAGCGCUUAAUUUCUGUCAUAAACAUAACUGUAUUCACAGAGAUGUAAAACCUGAAAAUAUUCUAAUAACUAAACAAGGAAUAAUCAAGAUCUGUGACUUUGGGUUUGCACGAAUUCUGAUUCCAGGAGAUGCCUACACUGAUUACGUUGCUACAAGAUGGUACCGAGCCCCUGAACUUCUUGUGGGAGAUACCCAGUAUGGUUCUUCAGUCGACAUCUGGGCUAUUGGUUGUGUUUUUGCAGAGCUCCUGACAGGCCAGCCACUCUGGCCUGGAAAAUCAGAUGUGGACCAACUUUAUCUGAUAAUCAGAACACUGGGAAAACUAAUCCCAAGACAUCAAUCUAUCUUUAAAAGUAACCAGUUUUUCCACGGUAUCAGUAUACCUGAACCAGAAGACAUGGAAACUCUAGAGGAAAAAUUCUUAGCUGUUCAUUCUGUGGCUUUGAAUUUCAUGAAGGGGUGUCUGAAGAUGAAUCCAGAUGACAGAUUAACCUGUGCCCAACUCCUGGAGAGCUCCUACUUUGAUUCUUUUCAAGAGGACCAAAUUAAAAGAAAAGCACGUACUGAGGGAAGAAACAGAAGACGUCAGCAGGCACCUAAAUCUGCCUUUCCUAGGCUUUUCUUCGAAACCAAGGACAAGCUCUGCCAGAUGCAAAAGGAUGAAAUCCAGACAUCUGGGAACCAAAUCCUAUCCUAA